Messenger RNA from Coprinopsis cinerea okayama7#130, 951 nucleotides. RefSeq lists its product as hypothetical. Lineage: Eukaryota; Fungi; Basidiomycota; Agaricomycetes; Agaricales; Psathyrellaceae. The transcript has 4 exons. The record is from RefSeq and is a predicted model, not a curated record. The coding region runs from base 1 to 951 and encodes 316 amino acids.
AUGCAGCGAGUUUCCGUCUCUGGCAUCGUGGCAGGAGAGUCAGCGGGAUCUGCUGGGAUGGCUCCGCGCAAUCAGAAGUUCUGGUUCGAAGAUGGGAAUAUCGUGCUCCAGGUUGAGAAUGUGCAGUUUUGCGUCCACAAAGGCGUGUUAACUCGCCAUUCGGUUGUACUAGAUGCGAUGAUUUCGGUUCUUCGCCCCGCUAUUGGCGAUGCACAAGUAGAUGGACGUCCGCUAGUCCGGCUUUGGGGCAACGCAGUGGACUGGGUGCUCGUAUUAGGGCAGUUGUACGACGGGUUUAAGCAGCGCUUAGACUCUCCCAUCAUGCAGUUCCCGCUCGUCCGCGCCAUGAUCCAGCUGGGAUACAGAUACGAUUUCCAAGUUCUCAAGGAAAAGGGAUUGGAAUACCUUUCUCAGGUGUACCCAUCGACGCUCGCCGAGUUUUCAAGCAAUGUUCGUGCAGCGAAAGCUGCCAAGUUCUUCACCGACGACAUUACCAUUGCGGAUGUGAUCAACCUCACGGUUUCUUUGGGCCUCAAAAAGAUCAUGCCGGUUGUCUUUCUUCUCGCUUUACACCAUUCUCGGUACCCGAUCCCUGCUGCAGUCGCUCUCCGACUGGCCAAGGGGCACGAAAAGCUCUACCACGGAAUGCUCAAGCACGCAUUCGCGCACAUCCACUCCAUUCGCAUGAUCCCAACCAAGCAGUGCUUAGGACAACCCUGCGGCCAAGUUCGAGCGCGGCUUUUAGCCAACCUGGUAGCCCCUCCGGUACAGCUUGUCAGGGCUGUCCAUGGUUCGUGGGACCAUGCCUCCUGGCAUUCUGCCCUAUGCGCACCUUGUUGUGAGUUUGCGAUUGAACAGUUUGUGGAGGGUCGGGCUAGGAUUUGGGAGGAAUUGCCUACGUACUUUGGGUUGCCUCCAUGGGAGGAGCUGAGGAACUUUGACUUUUCUUGA